Molecule: messenger RNA, 2869 nt
Organism: Siniperca chuatsi (mandarin fish)
Lineage: Eukaryota; Metazoa; Chordata; Actinopteri; Centrarchiformes; Sinipercidae
Gene: npy4r
Product: neuropeptide Y receptor Y4
Exons: 2
Coding region: 304-1656 (450 amino acids)
Biological process (GO): G protein-coupled receptor signaling pathway
Cellular component (GO): neuron projection; plasma membrane
Molecular function (GO): neuropeptide binding; neuropeptide Y receptor activity
Source: RefSeq, a predicted model, not a curated record
CACUGUGUGACAGCAGAGCUCAGUGCUCGGAGGGUCUCUGGCACCCAAAGGGCUCUAACAGCCCAAUAAUAGGGGUGCUUCCCUCGCCCGCUUUCUCUGACAGAAACGUUCUGGGUGUUGUGAUGUUCAGCUCCUUCUCCAGCUCUCAUCUCUGUGGAUUCACACCUGUGCAGAGCACCAUUUUCUCUGUCAUCUUGGCAUCACGGAGAUACUCCACACAGCCAGCCCACCACAUGCAUGUUUUCAGAGGGGUGGGAUGGACAGUUUGAGCCUGGUGGCCGGUGACACUGAAGUCCUGGUGAGAUGUCCUUGAGUGGCAACACGAGCCAGUCUUCUCCAUCAACGACAGCUCUGCCUUUGCCCUUCAAUGGCUCCACGUCUCCACAUUCCCUACCAUGGGAGGAGGGAAGAACCAGUCGUGAGUCUCUGCAGGAGUGGUUGGAGAAUAAAACCCAGCUCCUCUCAGACCUCGCUGUUCUCGGGCAUGAUGAGCAGUGCCCUAUGUCAGCUGUCCUCACAGCGUGUCUAGUAGUGUGGUACAGUAUUACAAUGGUGCUGGGGCUGGUGGGGAACAUCGGCCUUAUCUGCAUCAUCACCCGUCGCAGAGAAAAAGUCAAUGUCACCAGCAUUUUCAUCUGCAACCUGUCAUUCUCUGACAUUCUGGUGUGUGUCUUCUGCCUCCCCUUCACCGUCAUAUACACGCUAAUGGACCAUUGGGUGUUUGGGUCGCUGUUGUGCCGGUUGGUGCCGUUCAUCCAGUGUGUGUGUGUGACCGUGUCCGCGCUGUCUCUGGUGUUUAUCGCUCUGGAAAGACAUCAGCUCAUCAUUAACCCCUCUGGGUGGAAACCAAGCAUUCCUCAGGCCUACAUUGCGCUUGUUCUCAUUUGGAUUCUGGCCUGCCUCACCUCCUCGCCUUUCUUGGCCUUUCAGCUCCUCACAAAUGAGCCGUAUACCAAUGUAAUCCUCCCCCAGUCUCCACUCCAUCACCAAGCCUCUUCUCAGGCUUAUCUCAAUGCAUCUCCACCUCAACCUGUGACCUAUACAUACAAAAACUCAUCUGGGCUUCCAAAUUCAUACCGCACCCUCUUUUCUUAUGUCCCCACCUCUCCACAUAUGGAGGCCUGUCUGGAGCACUGGCCAUCCCAGCAACAUAGGCUCGCUUACACCACAUGGCUCCUGCUAUUCCAGUACUGCGGUCCACUAUUGUUGGUCUUGCUCUGUUAUGUUAGAGUUUUUGUGCGUCUUCGCCACCGCAAAGACAUGCUGGACCGCGCCAGGACCCCAGAGAGCCAGUGCAUGACCCACAGCCGCCGAAUCAACAUCAUGCUGGUUGCCCUCAUAACAGCCUUUGGUCUUUGCUGGCUGCCGCUCACCGUCUUCAACGUGGUGUCAGACUGGAACCAGGAGGCUCUGCCCAUCUGCCACCACAACCUGCUGUUCUCCCUCUGCCACCUGCUGGCCAUGUCCUCCACCUGCAUCAACCCCAUCAUCUACGGCUUCCUCAACUCCAACUUUCGGCAGGAGGUUAGAGAAGUGCUCCUGCACUGCCGCUGCAGCCCACUAGAAGAAGAGUGUGAGCAUUUCCCCAUGUCCACUGUGCACAUGGAAGUGUCCCGCACCUCUGUGCCUCUCAACUGCAGGAGCAACUCUGUUUGACUUUGAUGUCACAACCUAAAGGAUACCGCUGUUGUAGGAUGUAGUCAAAUAAACUGUACAGUUGUAGGACUAAAUUCUGCUGUUUGUUCUAAUAACAGUGCAACAUUUUUGUCAGUGGUUUAAAGUGAAGUGCGCAGUACAAUGUUGGUUUAUCUUAUUCUGAAGUAGCUGCGAAUUAUAUAAAGAGUGUUGAUGUAAAAAAAAAACAGUUUCAAAAGAAUGUUUUAAACUAAUCUGUUGCUGUGUCCCAAUUAGAUGCAUCAUACUAAUUGUAUACAGUAUGCACUAUAUACUAUUGAUUACAGUAUACUGCUUUUUUGCAGUAAGUACACAAGAAAUCAACAUAUUUACCAUUUUAAGCCAACAGGAAAUGAUCCAAUUUGUGCCCUUUUGGGCUGUGAGAGCUACUGCCAAUUAAAUUUGUUAAAAAAAUAAACAAGCAAAAUGUUGUUGGAACCAUAGUCACAAUGUAAGCUGCAUAGUGUGAUGCUAUCAACAUACAGAGGAGUGACAAGUUGAAGGCGAGGUAUGCGACUUUAAUCCAAUGCACGUAAAAAAAAAUUCAAAUAUCUCCUUACCGUCCGCUAGCUGUCUGUUCUGUGUGAGCACUGAAAAAAACUCUGGUGUUUGUACACAGCCCUGGCUCUGUAAAUGGGAAAUAAACAAGCCACACAGCACUAUUCCAGCCAUGAUUUGUGUGUCAGGUACCGUUAAAUGACUUGCCCACGGACAUUCAGCUUACUUUCUAGUUUGCCAAGAACGUUAGUUCCAUUACUUGCUGUGUUGUUGUUCACUCUAUAUCAUGGUAUUUUUCAUGGUAUUGGAUUUCUUCCAUACCCCACCUUUGAGGGAAAAACCUGAAUAAACGAAGACUUGUGGUGGACCAACAAACUACUAAGAGACUUUCCUUUUAUGUUGGCUUUUCACUUAAUUUGUCAUGGAACUGUAUGUUGUACCGAAAAGAAGCAGAUGCAUUUUGUGAUAAACUAGACAUACAUGUUGAAUAAUUUAUUUUAUGAAUGUAGUGCUGCUGUUGUGUUUAUUACAUUUUUAUAUGACUUCUUUUGUAUUUAUGGCAAUUGUGCUGUGAAAGAAAAACACAAGGUGUAUUUUGUUUUGUGAUUAAUGUGACUUAUAGAGAUAACAGUUUAUAACAUUGUUAAAUUAUAAAUUUGCUUUAGACAGGUUUAAUAAACAUAGAAAUAACAUCAAA